Acipenser ruthenus (sterlet) is the source of this 1642-nucleotide messenger RNA. RefSeq names its product DCN1-like protein 1. Gene Ontology annotation, molecular function: cullin family protein binding; ubiquitin-like protein binding; ubiquitin conjugating enzyme binding. NCBI's taxonomy places the organism in Eukaryota, Metazoa, Chordata, Actinopteri, Acipenseriformes, Acipenseridae. Gene Ontology annotation, biological process: positive regulation of ubiquitin-protein transferase activity; protein neddylation. Gene Ontology annotation, cellular component: ubiquitin ligase complex. The coding region runs from base 272 to 1012 and encodes 246 amino acids. The transcript has 7 exons. The record is from RefSeq and is a predicted model, not a curated record.
UUGACAGCGUAUUAUAGCGCAUAGUUUAUCAGUGCUAAGAAGGAAGGUCAGUCAGAGAGUGUUGUUGGUAUUUUGAGAACUGACAGCAGCAAUUGACCACGUAUCUUUCCCUUUUUGGUCUCUCAGCAAGUUAGGAUACUAGAGCCGACCAGCAGCACACGGUCCCAGGAGCUCGGUCAACUGCACUGUGGAAUUCGGGGAAUCGUGCUUGUGUUCCUUUUUUCCGUAGCAUAAGCUUAAGUCAUCUCAGAAGGAUAAGGUUCGGCAGUUCAUGGUAUUUACUCAGGCUGGGGAGAGAACUGCUGUAUACUGCCUGACCCAGAAUGACUGGAAACUAGAGACGGCCACGGACAACUACUUCCAAAACCCAGAGCUCUACAACAAAGAAUCCAUGAAAAACGCAGUCGAUCGCAAGAAACUGGAACAGCUCUAUAACCGAUACAAAGAUCCUCAGGAUGAGAAUAAGAUUGGUAUAGAUGGGAUCCAGCAGUUUUGUGACGAUCUUAACCUGGAUCCGGCCAGCGUCAGUGUAUUGGUUGUUGCGUGGAAGUUCAGAGCUGCUACUCAGUGCGAAUUCAGUAAGAGGGAGUUUGUAGAUGGAAUGUCAGAACUUGGCUGCGACAGCCCAGAUAAACUUAAAUCCCAACUACCAAGAUUAGAGCAAGAAUUAAAGGACCCAGGAAAGUUCAAAGACUUCUAUCAGUUUACAUUUAACUUUGCUAAAAACCCUGGACAAAAGGGCCUAGAUUUAGAAAUGGCCAUUGCCUACUGGAAUUUAGUUUUGACGGGAAAGUUUAAAUUUCUAGAUCUCUGGAACAAGUUUUUAUUGGAGCAUCACAAAAGAUCAAUUCCCAAAGACACGUGGAAUCUACUUUUAGACUUUGGAAAUAUUAUUGCAGACGACAUGUCAAACUACGAUGAAGAAGGAGCCUGGCCCGUUCUUAUAGACGACUUUGUGGAAUUUGCACGGCCAAUAGUCAUGGGAGGCAAGCGCAAAACUGUAUCAUUGUAGGCUCUUUUUAUUUUAAAGACUAGAGACUUGAAUCCUGCAGAAGUGCACUGCAAGGAGUGAAGAAAAUCAAAACAUCAUCAAGGAAUGAAGCUGUUGUGGGGCAAACGCCCACGUGCACACCGUUGUUGGGCUGUGCAGUUGUGGCAGGACCUUAAACAACUUCCUGCAGCUUCCACGGGAUAACAGAAUGACGGCUAGCUCACAGACUCUGCAAGAAAAAUUCAGAAGAUAGCUCUGGCUGUACGUAGGGGAAAAAAACUGGCUUCAAGUAUUGUCGUGGUUGUAUGAUGUAGGAUAUAGAUUCUGCAUGUUUUUAUAUUUUGGAACUUCGUAAACUACAGACAUUUUACUAACGAAUGAGAGGACGGGGAAAAAAAAGGCUUGAGGUUCAGAAAGCACACAGCAUGCCAUUCAGUUCAUGACCAGGUGAACACCAGCAGUCACACAUUUACAUUUGUAAUAUAUUGUACUUAUAUAUAAAGAAGAAAAGUAUUUGUGGUGUAAAUUAAAUAAUCAAUGAAAUCUGUAUGUAGUAUGCUCCAUAUCAUUUCUUUUAAAUGCCAGCCUACAGAAUUUGUUGUGGUUAAAUUUACAAAAAUGAGUAAUAAAAAGAUACUCGUAAAAACCAAA